Messenger RNA from Cetraspora pellucida, 535 nucleotides. NCBI's taxonomy places the organism in Eukaryota, Fungi, Glomeromycota, Glomeromycetes, Diversisporales, Gigasporaceae. The record is from the annotation of a GenBank genome assembly.
AUGUACGCAAUCGACCUCUUACCCACCACCAGGAUACGUUCCCGUUAGAACACCUGCUCGCAAAUUAAUGGCUACUCCAACGCCUAUGGGUGGUGAUGGAUAUGACCUACCCGCUGAAAUUCCAGGUGUAGGCAAUUUGCCAUUUUUUAAACAAAAAGACAUGCAACACUUUGGUAAAUUAUUAGAAGGCAAAUAUGAAAGCGAAUUAUCUGUUGAUGAGUUGAAGGAGCGCAAUGUUAUACGUCUUCUUCUGAAGAUGAACGGAACCACGUCCAUGAAAAAGAUGGCACUUCGAAAAAUAACUGUCAAAGCUCGAGAUUCUGGUGCUAGUCCUCUAUUCAACCAAAUCUUUCCACUUUUGAUGUCGCAAAAUUUAGAAGAUCAGGAAAGACUCUUGUUGAUCCUUGUGGUUAUUGAACCGCUCUUGAUCGAUGAAGACGAUCCAAUGGAUGAAAUUCAAAGGCAUUUCUUGGAUGCGGCUAAGAUAAUUGAAACUUUAUCAACAAUUUCACAAACUCAUCCUAUUUUUGUUUAA